This is a messenger RNA of Musa acuminata AAA Group (dessert banana), 1479 nucleotides long. RefSeq lists its product as uncharacterized. The coding region runs from base 63 to 1208 and encodes 381 amino acids. The record is from RefSeq and is a predicted model, not a curated record. The transcript has 12 exons. Gene Ontology annotation, cellular component: membrane. Lineage: Eukaryota; Viridiplantae; Streptophyta; Magnoliopsida; Zingiberales; Musaceae.
AUAUAUAGUGUAACCUUGUCACCGCUUCCUUCCGCCAAGACCAAACCAAUUAGCUCAGAGACAUGGCGAAGUCUCUUGCAUGGGCUACCUGCGGAGAGGAGGAGAGGGUCUGUGUAGGAUGGAUCGAGAGGUACUUCAACGACUGCGUGUGUAGCGUAAGAGGUGAGCUAUCGUUUGGCCUCGGUAUGAUCAGCCUCUUCUGCUGGGGAAUAGCAGAGGUACCACAGAUCAUCACCAACUUCCACAACAAGUCUGGCCAUGGCAUCUCCCUUGCGUUCCUCCUGACUUGGGUCGUUGGUGACAUCUUCAACCUGGUGGGUUGCCUUCUCGAACCAGUAACGCUGCCGACCCAGUUCUAUACAGCACUGUUAUACACGGCCGUCACAGUGGUUUUGGUGCUGCAAAUUCUGUAUUACGAUUGCUGGCUAAGAUGUUGUGAGAGCAGAGGUUUCGCGGCUCAACUAGAGGUUGAAGAAGACAGCUGCAAACCUUUGAAUCCGAAUUCUGAGGGUCACAGUCAUCACCUACCAACUCUUACUGCCGCGCCUACAGCAUCACCUCGUGCAGAUGUAUGCUAUACGUCGGCGAGGUCUUUGGCGAGCAGUGGGACUCCACCGUAUAGAUCGUCCUACCUUGGACCAGCUCGAAGUGGUCCAUCAGCCUCGGGGUACUUGGAGUCGUCGGGUUCUGAUGACGAGAGAUCAGCACGGCACCGAUCUUGGCGCAGCGGCAUGAGUAAGCCCAUCAGGAUCCUCUCUCGCUCGGUUGGCUAUGGGACUUUUGCAGCUGCCUCGGUCACUUUACCAUUUCAAACCAAAGCUUCAAUGGAGGAAGGAGGCAUAAAAUCACUGGAAGAGAACCCUUAUGGGCUGCUGUUAGGAUGGGUUAUGGCUGCCAUUUACAUGGGAGGCCGCCUGCCUCAGAUAUAUAUGAACAUCAAGCGUGGGAGCGUGGAGGGAUUAAAUCCUCUAAUGUUCAUGUUUGCACUCGCUGCCAAUGCAACUUAUGUUGGAAGCAUACUGGUAAGGAGCAUUGAGUGGGAAAGAAUUAAGGCUAACUCACCUUGGUUGCUGGAUGCAGUAGUCUGUGUUCUUCUUGAUCUAUUUAUCAUCCUACAAUUUGCCUACUACAAGUUCAUGCACAAAAGGAUGACAAGCAAUGAGGAUGAACAUGAAGACUUCAUGGAAGCCAAGGAAACACUGGUCUGAAAACUUUGUGGUAUAUAUGACACUAAUCCUUGUGCUUAUAUUUAAUACGGCACUUGUUCUUGUUAUUUCCUUUGUGAAGUUGAGUGAUUUGUAUCCUAUAUUUGUACCAAUAGCUGCAUGCCACGAGUUUUCCUCGUUAAUUUUCUUCAGGAUAUUCACAUACAAGCAAAGAAAGUCAUCCCUGCGCGCCACUGCAGAUUCAUAAUGUCCAUAUUCUUCCCACUCCCUGUUGUAUUGAGUAUAUGAAAUCAUACAACUGCAGACUCUGCCA